GGCGGUUUAAAACAGCGCUCGUCAAUGUCAAAAUGAUUGAGAUGGCCAAUCAAAUCAGAGAAGGCGGGCUUUACUCUUCACUUAAACCAAUAAGAGCGGGAAUCGAUGCUUCUGUUGUAACGGUCAAGGUAAUGACCAGGCAUAGAACCAACCCUGGAGAUGCCGAAGAGAAGAGAUAUUCUUGCCAUCGUGUUAAUUGUGUUACCAUGGACCCUCCUCAUCACUGUGUGGCACCAAAGUGCAAUUGCUCCCCUGCUUGCCAUCCGAAAGGUCUGUCGCCAUCUAGUAAAAGAGAUCUUAAUCAUACCAGAGCGACUAACCAUCCACCGACAACGGCUAGCAGAUGACGGGACGGAGACUAGGCAUGAGACCGGCCCAGCCACGGACUCAAAGGAAUACUGCUCACAAGACAAGGACAUAGUGGAGGUGGUCCGUACAGAAUAUGUGUACACAAGACCUCCGCCCUGGUCCGAUGUAUUGCCCACCAUUCACGUCAUUACCCCGACAUACAGCCGCCCGGUGCAGAAGGCAGAGCUAACACGAUUGGCCAACACCUUCCUCCAUGUGCCCAACCUGCACUGGAUCCUGGUGGAGGACUCUCAGAGGAGAACCCCUCUGGUCACGAGGCUUCUGAGGGAAACAGGGCUGAACUACACACACCUCAAUGUGGAGACCCCACGGAACUACAAGCUGCGAGGGGACACGAGAGAUCCCAGGAUUCCACGUGGCACCAUGCAGAGGAACCUGGCUCUGAGAUGGCUACGGGAGACUUUCAACUCCAACAGCAGCCAGGCGGGAAUCGUCUACUUUGCAGAUGACGAUAAUACGUACAGUUUAGAGCUGUUUGAGGAGAUGCGAUCAACUCGUAAAGUGUCGGUGUGGCCUGUAGCGUUUGUUGGAGGUUUACGGUACGAGUCUCCAAAGGUUAAUGCAGCAGGAAAAGUAUAUGGCUGGAAAACAGUAUUCGACCCUCACCGGCCCUUUGCCAUCGACAUGGCAGGGUUUGCCAUCAACCUGCGGCUCAUUCUGUUUAAGCCUCAGGCCUACUUCAAGUUACGAGGGGUGAAGGGAGGCUACCAGGAGAGCAGCCUGCUCAGAGAGCUGGUCACUCUCAAUGACCUGGAACCCAAAGCGGCCAACUGCACUAAGAUUCUUGUGUGGCACACACGGACGGAAAAACCUGUCCUGGUGAAUGAAGGCAAGAAAGGCUUCACAGACUCAAACGUGGAGAUCUGACAUCUGCUUCAACAUCGGGAUGCUUCCAGCAGGACCCAAAAGGGAAAGGCAGGGAGUUAUUACCAACUACCAACAUUUUUGAACAGUUUGGAUGUAUUUUCCUGUAAACCACACCUAAAUGAGCUCAACAACAUGGACCUAUUAUUCUAAAGCACAGAUAAGUCUUUUUUUAAAGGCAAUAUCGUCAGUAUUUUGCGCGAACAAAACCAGUGGGCACUAGCCACGCAGAGACUGAAAGAAAAUUGUGAUGUAUAUUGAUGAGGGAACAACUGUUCUAACUGCUCACUUCCAGGAUUUUAUGAACUCUGCAUUACGAAGAGACAAAAAAUGGUUACAACAGUCUGAAAGGCUGACCGAGAGCGAACGGUCAUCCGUUUAAGAACGUCGAUGUUCCUUCGUGUCUAACAGACUGAUACUUAAACAUAAAGAAGGGAAUGUCUUCUUUUUUUACAUAAUAUGUAUUAUUAUUACAUUUGUUUUGUUGUUUACAUCACUGUCUUGCUAGCACAGCACUACUGAUAUUUUGCCUCAAUUCAAGUUCAGCGUUACUCUGCGGUAUUAAACCAGUUCUAUCAUAUAGCAGGGCUAGCUGCUAUACUGGAUUUAGCAAUUACAACGUUGUAACACGGUCCUCGUCACUAAGACCUAAAUGAUAUGAAUAGCACUUGAAUUUGUUCCUGUGUGUCCAUUGUUCCUGUUAGGACAUGCGUUGUAAAUAUAACUUAAAGAUGAACAAUCAGAGACUUUAAAAUAAAGUGAUCUAGCAUUCAACAGAA
Megalobrama amblycephala (Wuchang bream) is the source of this 2012-nucleotide messenger RNA. RefSeq names its product beta-1,3-glucuronyltransferase 1 (glucuronosyltransferase P) a (gene b3gat1a). Gene Ontology annotation, cellular component: Golgi membrane. The record is from RefSeq and is a predicted model, not a curated record. Gene Ontology annotation, biological process: carbohydrate metabolic process; chondroitin sulfate proteoglycan biosynthetic process. Gene Ontology annotation, molecular function: galactosylgalactosylxylosylprotein 3-beta-glucuronosyltransferase activity. Bases 160 to 1236 code for a protein of 358 amino acids. NCBI's taxonomy places the organism in Eukaryota, Metazoa, Chordata, Actinopteri, Cypriniformes, Xenocyprididae. The transcript has 7 exons.